GUGGCAGCAGUGGCACGUUCAACUGUCAUAAUAAUGCUCUUUGUUUAAAAAAUUUAAACAAUUUAGUGAGAUCUAUUACGACAAUAUAAUAAAAUAAUCUUUUCUAAUGUGUAUUGAAUAAUUGAUUUAUUUGAAAAAAAUAUUGUCAUGUUAUAAUAUUUUAAUUAUUAUUUAAAUAUGGAAGAAAUAGAAUCCUUAAGAGGUUUACUACAAAAAAGGAGAAAUAUUUGUUGUGAAAAGUAUAAAAAUGAUAAGGAACAACAGUCAGAAGAAUAUAAAAAUCUAAUGAAUCAGUUAAAAGCUUUACGAGAUGAAAGUAUGGACUGUCAAGAGAUUAUUAGUAAAAACUGUAAUUAUUUAAUUACACACGAGAAUGCGGUAAAAAAAUUGUUAUUUGAAUCCAAACAUGCCCAGGGUUUACCAAUAUCGCAUGAAUGCCAUCGACAAUCGGUAGAAUUUUUUUCAAAUGCUUUAGAAUUUUUAAAUAAUUUUCAAGCUGCUAAUGGACCUUUAGAAAUCAUACAAAAUGAUAACAUAGACGCCGAAAAAAUAAUUAAUAAUAUCGUGACAUGUACCAAUCAUGUGAGUAAUGAAUUUUACAAAGCUAAAUCUGCAUUUCUGCACAUAGAGCAAGUCAGAAAUAAUAUCGAUUUACUUUGCAAUCUUGAAAUUAUUUCCGAUGAUGAAAAUGCAGAAUUGAAUUCAUCAGAUUCGUAAUCUGUUGAUCUCAUAUGCAAGCAUUAUUAAUUGUGGAUCGAUAAUCUCCUGCAACAUUUAAACGAUAUAAUAUAUAUUUAUUUUUUAAAAAUAUUUUAUAUAAUAUACUUUUUAAUAUUUUAAUAUAACAAA
Molecule: messenger RNA, 849 nt
Organism: Polistes canadensis
Lineage: Eukaryota; Metazoa; Arthropoda; Insecta; Hymenoptera; Vespidae
Exons: 6
Coding region: 178-717 (179 amino acids)
Source: RefSeq, a predicted model, not a curated record